This is a messenger RNA of Candidozyma pseudohaemuli, 2265 nucleotides long. RefSeq names its product Lys144p (gene LYS144). The coding region runs from base 1 to 2265 and encodes 754 amino acids. Gene Ontology annotation, molecular function: DNA-binding transcription factor activity, RNA polymerase II-specific; zinc ion binding; transcription cis-regulatory region binding. Gene Ontology annotation, biological process: positive regulation of transcription by RNA polymerase II. The transcript has a single exon. Gene Ontology annotation, cellular component: nucleus. Lineage: Eukaryota; Fungi; Ascomycota; Pichiomycetes; Serinales; Metschnikowiaceae. The record is from RefSeq and is a predicted model, not a curated record.
AUGAAGAAAACUGAUAACAUCUCCAAACCCAAGAUCAAGAAAAGGAAGUACUCGAGAAAAGGAUGCAACGAAUGCAAGAGACGAAAAAUCAAAUGCGAUGAAGCUGCUCCAGCUUGCAACAACUGCACGAGGCUCAAUAAGACUUGUAUCUAUGAGAACAAGACGAAGACUCAGCAAGAUCCCUUGGUGGCGAAGUUCGCUCAGGCUAACGAGCCACCCGUGAAGGAGAAGAACUUGAACUUGAAGUUCUACAAGCCAAAGACUCCAAAAUCCACCAGAAAGGAAGAAGCCAAGGUCGAGACUCCAAAAAAACCAUCGCAGAGUUUCGUUGACAAUUCGGACGACAACAGCAACAAUACCUUUCCCAAGAUCGAGGGCAUGGAUACUCCGAUCUUACCUGUCCUCACUUCUAUUCCCCCCGAAGCUCCCUCGAGCAUGGUGUCGAGUAACGAAACGAAUUACGAGAUGCAGACUGUUUUCAACGAAGCCAGUUUGCUUGUUAAUGACAUAAACCAUAUGCUAGAGGAUAAUUAUGAUGUGCAUCAUCAAAACGAGAGAAACGCUUUCAGAAGGACCCAUGCCAGCCCUUCCAUGUCGUCGGAAGACCGUACACAGUUCAGUAUCGAAGACUUUGUUGAUUUGAAUGACCAAAUGGACGGAAGCCCCCACCUUCCUUGGAAUAAAGCUGCGGAGAUUUGGGAAAUCCUGAACUCUCAGCUUAUAGAGGAAUGUGUAACAGCGAACAACUUGGGUGAACCCCAUUCAGGCUACUUACGAACAUUGACUUCCACCGAGCUUUCGUACCACAUGUACCCGCUCGCAUCACUGAUCGAAACGAAUGAAGUUGUGAAACUUUUACUCAUGUACCUGAGCGAAUGCCCACAUCUUUUGUUUUCACUUUUGGCAAUCUCAGCCACCUUUCAAUUCAACCAAACGGGCAGAUCAAGCCAUGAUAUCGCUCGUCAAAAGUACAUUGGCGUGUGUCUCCGCAAAUUGAGUGAUGACUUCUCGGAGAAACCAGCUUCAAAACUGUCGCAAUCCUUCCAUGUCGAGAAGCUUUUGAUGACUGUGUUGGUAUUGACCACGUACUUCAGUGCAACUACAUCACUGUUGAACGAUACAGUGCUCAACUCAUGGAAGGUCCAUCUUAGAGGAGCUCGUGACCUUUUAAUUAAUUACAGCAGAAUCACCAAAUCUUCUGAUUGUGUUUCGCUCGGGCUUGCCCUAGCGAAAUCGUGGUUCUUCGCCUUAGAGUCUGUGGCCGCUGUCUUUUCUUCUGUUGGCGGUGCUACAGCAAAGUCUUACGAUGCUCCCACACUAGACAAUGACGAUUUGUUCGGCUCUUUCCCGAACUUACCACUAGACACUAAUACAGUUUUUGUUGAGAGUGGCUUUUUUGAAUUCCAUGAAAACAGAAACUACCAUGAAUCACUAACAAGACUCGCCAUGGUGGUCACCAGUCCCACCCUGUCCGAUUUUAAUAUAUUCUGGGGAUACACAGCCACCUGUGUCAAGGCGAUUGUCUGCUACACUAGGGUAAAAAAUGCUAUGGAUAUCAAGAACUUGGAACGGGCGCCAAUAAGGUGGAUUGCACAAAUUGUCUCGCUUCUUGGCCAAACCGGCAGAGAGGAGGUGGUGCCUGGAGUACUGCCUCGAAAUUACCUAAUUCCCAAGACUUGUAAAGGACAUCCAGAUUUUGAGCCCCAGACACAGCGGUAUAAUUUCCCACCCGCUUGUUACGCUGUGGAUACAGAUGAAAAUGGUACCAAGACCUACUAUUCGUGGUUCGAUGCCUCAAACCAGUUCCAUGUUGAUUUCUUGCACCUCCUGCUACUUGUACUGUCGGAGUUUUACGCCCUUCCCCGAACACACUUCCAUGUACAAGAGAUGGUUCAGCGAAUUUUCACAGGUGCUUUUUUUAUGAAAGAAAAGCUGUCGCCGCUAUACGAGAGAGAUAAGCCGGAUGUGAUAGUUGAGAGUGACAAUUAUUAUGUGUCCCUGUCUACGUUUGACAAUAGGUGCAUAAUGAUCCAGUCGGCGUUCCGGCUAUGUGCAAGCGUUGUUGUCGAGGAGGAGUAUUUUGAAAAGAUUGAAUUGUUUUUCAUGGGUCUUGUGAAGCUAGGCAAUGGAUCCUCGCUCAAUGCUUUGGACCAGGUGACAAGGAUAAAAGAGAUCAGGAGAGAGAGAAGGCAGGAAAACCCAGAUCUCAUUGACGAAGAGGUGAUUGAAUUUGAAGAAGGAAAAGCUUCGAUUCCGUUUGCUUAG